UCCGUUACACGACACUCUCUAUAAUAAUAAUAAUAAUCUAUAUAUGAAGCUAUGAGCCCAUGCCUCACGCUACCAAAUCAGCCCUGCUUCUCUACCAUUGCUACUCUACUCAGACAGACCAGAGAGAGACACCUAACUCCUCUUUAACACAGACACUGCUUAUAUAUAUAUACACAUACACAUGUAUUUUCCCACACAAUCCAACCACCAGGCUUCCUGAGUCGUAAUUACAUACGUAUAUAGUUGUGAUAAUGAUGGCUUCUGCUGCUGCUAGGAAGAGUUUUCUGAAUUAUUUUGGAGGGGGAGGAGGAGGAGGAGGAGCAGAAAGAGUUGAUGACGAUGAUCUUGAAGCUGAUUUGGAUUUUGAUGAGUCCGAUGUCUGGGAUUCCAAUACGGAUGGUGUUGGAAAAGUUCCCACGUCAGAUCAGGGUAAUAAGAAAUCCAUGAUGAUGAUGAGCAAAAACAACAACAAUUCACGUCCUUUGAAGAAACCGACAAGAAAGAGCGGCGGCGGUGGCGGCAGCUUUAGUCACGCUGCCAAUCACAGGUCAAUUGCUACUGCUGCUGCUGCCGCAACAUCAUUGCCGGUAAACGUACCGGAUUGGUCCAGAAUACUGGGAGAUGAGUACAAAAGCCGCGGCAGCAACGGGAGAGAGCACGAGGACGGCGAGGAUGACAAGGAUGAGGAUGGUAAGUUACCUCCCCAUGAGUAUCUGGCGGCCAGGACGAGAUCAGGUUGGUCGUUUUCCGUUCAAGAAGGCAUUGGGAGGACGCUCAAAGGGAGAGACCUGAGUAGGGUCAGAAACGCGGUCUGGAAACAGACCGGCUUUGAAGAUUAGCACCCGAACACACCCCAAUCCUCUCUCUCUCUCUCUCUCUAUUUUUUUUUUUUUUUGGAAGGAGUAGAUAUAUUUUUAUUUUUGCUUCACCAUCAUCUGCUUCAGACUGGCUUUCGGGGCUGGUAGUAUGUAUUAUGUAGUGUAGCCUCAGAUCCUCUAAUUUUGGGUGGUUUUUUGUGGUUGCCAUUUCAGUCCAGAGGAUCACCGCUAGGUGCAAGCAUGUAAACUUUCUAACUCUGAGAUUUGCCCCAAAUCUCACUGCUUGAGUUAAUUAUUACCGCUA
This is a messenger RNA of Coffea eugenioides, 1122 nucleotides long. RefSeq lists its product as uncharacterized. The record is from RefSeq and is a predicted model, not a curated record. NCBI's taxonomy places the organism in Eukaryota, Viridiplantae, Streptophyta, Magnoliopsida, Gentianales, Rubiaceae. The coding region runs from base 252 to 839 and encodes 195 amino acids. The transcript has a single exon.